Messenger RNA from Oryctolagus cuniculus (rabbit), 8858 nucleotides. It is a transcript of the gene TFEC, whose product is annotated as transcription factor EC. Gene Ontology annotation, molecular function: protein dimerization activity; RNA polymerase II cis-regulatory region sequence-specific DNA binding; DNA-binding transcription factor activity, RNA polymerase II-specific. The record is from RefSeq and is a predicted model, not a curated record. Lineage: Eukaryota; Metazoa; Chordata; Mammalia; Lagomorpha; Leporidae. Gene Ontology annotation, biological process: regulation of transcription by RNA polymerase II. Gene Ontology annotation, cellular component: nucleus.
AAUUCCAUUAAAUCAUCUACAUCUGUUUUCAUUUUUCUGCUGUAUCUAUGCUGCUACAAUAAUAUAAUUCUCCUAGCUCAGCAUUCUAAAGUCAGCCCCACAAUUUAUAACCUGGAUCCAUUACUUACCUUCCUAUGUGCCGAUCUAUUGAAUUGAAAUACUGUCUUUAUAGUAAUUCUUCGUAAUAUCUAUUACAGAUCAAACCAAGCCAAACAACUCCAUUUCGAGCUCAUUUCUUCUCUGGCUUCUAUGUUAUUACCUGACUCCUGUAGGCAAGAGACACCAUUGCCUCCAUUUUAUCCCUGCUUCUACACUUCUUACCUCUCAGUCUCUUCUGUAGAGGUUUUGUGCUCCGAAUUCUAAAAGUCAGUUAUUGCAAAGCCAACAGUAAUUUCUCCAUUCUCAUAUGACUUGGUUUCUCAGCGGCAUUUGACAUCAGUGGAACACUUCCUUUUCCUUGAGUUACUGUCUUGGAUUAGGCGGCCCUAUGUUGUCCAGGUGCUGCACACACCUUGCUGGUUCUUUUUCCUCUAACAGUUGUCAAAAGUCAUUGGCCAUUUUCUCAUAUCUAUACAUACUCUACCAAUUGUCUCAACCCAUCUGCAGUCAAGACCUCUCCCAUGUGUGCCAGACUCCUAUCCCAUUGCUUGCUUGAAACCUUGCGUGCUUCAAACAGACACCUCAUGAUUCAUAUGGCUGAAAAAAAGCAUUUGCUUUCCCACUGAAAUCUGCUUUGGGCUGCUCUAGAAUUUUUUGCUAUUCUCUUUUUUACUCCCACACCCAUAUAUAUCAGUAUGUCUUUCUUUUAGCUUUCAAGACUUCCAGAAUUUGUCUCCUCACCAUCUUUUUCCAUAAAACUCUUUCCUAGGCUAAGAUGGUCUCUCACUUGCAAACAAACCAUAGGCUCUGACUGCUUCCCUACUACUUCUUGCCCCCUUACAGUUCUUCAUAAAGCAGCCAGAAUGCUCUUCCUAAAGCAAUGAUCAGACCCUAUUUUUCUGAGGUUAACAUUUGUUAAUUUCAUAAGAUACUCAGGAUAAAAAUCUAGGCGCUCUAUCACAAUUAGAAGUUCUUUGACUUUGAAUUCCACAGCCUUCUUCCUGCUCCCUGAACAUGACAAGCAGAGCAUCGUCUUAAAACCUUUGAACCCCGUUUUGCUGUUGCUGCUUAGAGUAAUUUUAUCCCGGAUCUUUGCAUGGUUGCCCUUCAUGAUUCAGAUCUUCAGCCAAUGUCAUCUUGUCAGAGAGGCCCUCCACAAUUAUCCCAGCCAAAUGGCCCCCACCAUGACUUGCAAAGGCAAUAUCUUAAUUUAUACAUGUUCUCACACUUAUGAAUAGAGUACAAACAUUAACUUAUUCUUACUUUGUUCACCUAGUUAUUGUGUGCUCCCAUUUUAGGAUUAUAAACUCCCUGUGUUUCUAACAUUCCUUUGUCUCUGGAGCCUAGAACAGGAACCUUUUAUUAUUUGAUUCUUACUACCCAGAUCUGUGCCUGGCCCAGCACUGGUGCUCAGGAAAUACAUACUAAAUAAAUUACUCUAAAAUUCACACAUAAAUAAUUACACAUAUGAUACAUUUUACCUUGGAGUACUGUUAAUGGAAAAAAUGCAGCAGCAGCCAGAAUAUGACAGUGAUAACAUUAGCUGACAAGCACUAGGUACUUACUACGUGACGCGGAUUUUGAACAAUGGCUUUGUGGGGAAAUUGCAUUCAAACUUUACAACAAACCUGUGAGAUUGAGAUUAUUAUGACCUACUAUCAUUUUAUAAGUGAGGAAAGAGGCUUGGAGAAAAGUUCAAUAACUUGCCCAACUUCAUACAUUAUGGAACAAUAGAACUGGGGCUUGAAUCCAGCCCAGAAAGAAACCAAAGGCAACAACCCCACCCCUUGCACUGUGUCAGCAGGUGGGAGAGGGCAGUCACUGCGUAGAAGUGACUGCUGUGGAGGGCUGUGAAAGGCCCUGAGGCCAAUGUGAACUCCCACCCCAGCAGAGUGAUUUUUCAGCCUCUGAUUUUAGAUGUGUCUCACUAUCAUUUUCACCCAUCUGUCUCAGUUUUACCUCUUUCUUUCUGAGAUGUGGUUGUGCACAGUAAUUCAUUUCGUUUAACAUAUGUAGGUAUUUUUCCAUCAGACGUCUGUAAAUGCUGGUGGCAUUUGGCAAUCUAAGUAAACUGUUAUAGUUCAAGACCAUUCCAGAGACAAGGACUGAGUAAAUAUUAACAACCCCCAUGCUUGGAUGGAACUUAAAAGGACUGCAUAACACCCAUGAGCAAGCUUUUGUCAGUCACAAUCUAGACCAGAUUAGUCUUAAAGUCCAAGGAAGAACCAAAGUUCACGUUAGUGCAGAGAUUUCUGCUCACGUCUCCGGGGAUUGUUUGCAAGUUUAAAGAAAAGAAAAUGAUGAAGGAGAAAGAGAAAACGAUUGCUAUUGUGCAGGUUAUAGACCCUUCGAAGUUAAAACUGUUAUCUGAAAGAAUUUUGGAUGUAUACAGCGACGAGCAGGGACCUUCACCAGUUAAUAUGGGGCUUACAAGUGCUUCCUGCCCAAGCAGUCUACCAAUGAAAAGAGAAAUUACAGAAACUGACACUAAAACAUUGGCAAAAGAGAGACAAAAAAAGGAUAAUCACAACCUCAUUGAAAGAAGAAGAAGGUAUAAUAUUAAUUACCGAAUCAAGGAGCUUGGCACUCUUAUUCCAAAGUCUAAUGAUCCUGAUAUGCGCUGGAACAAAGGCACCAUUCUGAAAGCAUCAGUGGAGUACAUCAAGUGGCUACAAAAAGAACAGCAGAGAGCCCGAGAGUUAGAGCGCAGACAGAAGAAGUUAGAACAGGCAAACCGGCGACUUCUACUCCGGAUUCAGGAACUAGAAAUCCAGGCGCGUGCUCACGGUCUGCCAACCCUGGCUUCACUCGGUGUGGUUGACUUGGGUGCUCCGGUCAUCAAACAGCAGACUCAUCUUGAGCAGCAUUCAGCAGACUAUUGCCAACAACUGACUCUAUCUCAAGAGCCAAGUCCUGAGCUUUCUGAUCAAGCUAUGGCCUUCUCGGAUCCUUUGUCACACUUCACAGACUUAUCAUUUAGUGCUGCUUUGAAAGAGGAACAAAGAUUAGAUGAUAUGCUACUGGAUGGCAAAUUAUCUCCAUUUGGAGCAGAUCCUCUGCUAUCUGUCACUUCUCCUGCAAUUUCCAAAGAGAGCAGUAGAAGAAGUAGCUUUAGCUCAGAUGAUGGUGAUGAAUUAUAAGAAAUAAACAGGACCAAUUCAUCAACUGGGAGGAAACCUAUGCUGGUGCUAUGCAAUUUCAUUCUGUGUUUGUUGGAUUGCCUUCAUUUUUCUGAAAGGAAUACGUUGUUCAUGAAAACUGGACUGAUGAGAGGCAACAGAAGAAUUCACAGGAGGAAAAGUCAUGGUGUGCUUAUCAAGAGGUACUGCACACUCUCUACUGGUGUUUUACGGGCAGCAACUUGGUGAUACACUAUUGAAACUAACAGACUGAAAAUAUUAAUGCAAUCAUUUGCUUAAUAUUUCACUUCCAUCUUUUCCUAUUCAACUCUUACAAUGUUAGUUUUAAUGAAUCAAGAUCAACAAUUAUAGCGGUCACAGCUUCUUUCUAUUGUUCAAUGUACAUAUAAUCUAAAGUUCAAGCCUUUUGGGGAAAAUACUUAUAAAACAGAUUAUCUGUGAUUUGUAAGUGAAAAGUUAGUCUAAAAUAAACAUGAAAAAUGUCCACAAUAAAAUACAGAAAAUGAUUAAAAACAUCAGUUACUAAAGCCAGAUCCUAAUUUCCUUAUUCAGUUCAAUUACAGUCUCCAUGCUCUGUGGAGAAAGGGGAACAUUUUGAAUAUUUUCCUCAAGAAUAUGGACUAGAAUUUAUCCCUUCACAGAAAGAUACACACACACGUAUACGAUGUAGGUAGCAUGUGUUCUUUCUUCCGUUUUUAUUCUUCUGAUUAUUCAAAUAGCACCAAAGAGAUGUUGGAUAAUCAAUUUCAGUAAACAAAAUAUAAAAGUUCCCUCUACGGGGACAAUAUGUCAGAUGUUUAUAACUUAUCAUCAUGUUCAAUUCUGGACAUAAGUUAAUUAGCUGUUGAUACAGUUUUGCUCCAAAUUGACAAAAUAUUGAUAAUUGGAAUGUCAACUGCCAAAAUGAUUAGUAAAACAAAGCUAUUUCUUUUUCAGUUCUCAAUGAAGUUGUAUUCCCAUAGGUACCUAGAAUUUCCUGUAAUGUUUGGUUGCAUUGUCAGCUUUUAUUGUAAAUAUUUAUAUUAUGAUGCCUCACCCAGUUUUAUCUCUAGAUCUUGUUUUAGUUUUGGUAAUUGAGUUACUGAAAGCAUGUUGCUCCCUGCAGAAUCUCCAUGAGUUUCAUCCAGACAACAAGAAUUUAAGGAGGAUACACAGAAUUGUAGUCAUUCCUGUGAAAAUGUAGAACAGAUGAGAAAGAUACAGUCUUACUCCUCACAAAGCCAAUAAGAUUACAGAAUAAGCAUCAAAAAUGGAGAGAAGAAAUGUAGAAUUAAAGUCUGCAAACACAGAUCCAACAAAGAAAAUUAGUGACAAGAUCUGUGGGAAUAAUAGAACUUCACCUCUCUUUUAAGGGCAUAAGUUGGGUGAAAGUGUGUCCAUAUAAGGGAAUGUCAACUAAAUGAUACAAGAAUAAGUUGAGGGUAUUCUGAUUGAACACUCAUUAGAAAUAGCUGAGCAGCCUGGAAUAUGACUGUUGGGAAGUUCUAGAAAAUAAUAGUGGCAACAGAUCGGGGUGGGAGGGUCUUUAAAAAGUAGAGUGAAAUGACUGAGUAUAAAGAAAAUUUUUACUGGGAGGGAGAAGGCUAGAGAUUAGAAUACAUAUCACUAACUUAGAUAAGUAAUCUUGCAUGGACAUUAAACUUAAGAAUAAAUCUUUGAAAGAUCUUUCAGGUAUUUCUUACAUGGAAAAUACAUCAUAAAAUCUAAUAUAGGGAAACAUUAAAUACUGAUGCUGUAAUGAUUAUUCCAGGUUUUGCUUACACAAUUAGCUCAGAUUUUGGAAAAUCAAAAAUAAUUUUCAUUGUUUGACAUGGAAAAAUAAUUACUAAUUUCUAAUAAUGAUUAUUAAAGCCAUAUAGAUGAGUUCAUAUAACAUACUCCAUGUGAAAGAGAACAGCUCAAUAUACUUUGUCAAAAAUUUUCAAGAGGUUAUAUACCUUUAACUUUAUAUAAAAUUUCACUUUAUUAUCUGAGUUGACAAUUUCAUUUAAUAUUGGAAAGGAUCUUAUUUAAGAAAGAUUAUGUUUUAGGGUAACAGAAAAAACACCAUUCAGGGAAGAGGCUGAUUUCUUUCUUUUACUUCCUUUUUUUUUUUUUUUUUUUUUUUUUUUUUGACAGGCAGAGUGGACAGUGAGAGAGAGAGAGAGAAAGGUCUUCCCUUUUCCGUUGGUUCACCCCACAAUGGCCACUGCAGCCAGCGUGCUGUGGCCAGUGUAAAGAUUUAUGUUACUUAUUUGAAAUGCAGAAUUACAUAGAGAGAGGGAGAGACAGAGAAAUUGAGAGAGAAAGAGAAUCUUCCAUCCACUGCUUCACUCCCCAAAUGGCUGCAACAGCCAGGGCUGGGCCAGGCCGAAGCCAGAAGACAGGAGCUUUAUCUAGGUUUCCUACAUCAGUGGUAGGGGCCCAAGCACUUGGGCCAUCCUUUACUGCUUUUACCAGGCACAUUAACAGGGAGCUGGAUCUGAAGUGGAGCAGCCAGGACUUGAACCGGCUCUCAUAUGAGAUGCCAACAUUUCAGACAAAACGCUGAACCACAUUGCCAGCCAAUUUCCAUUCUCCUUUUAUUUACUAUUCUCAUUCCUCCUAUUUUGAGAAAACUUGUACUAAUGACAUCACUGCUCUGUCAUCAUUUUCCAUUUUGUUAAUGUUACUACUUGGACCUGAAACCUAUUCCUCAUAGUUGACGUAAAGACUUGGUAGGUGAUGGUAGAUCCUGGACACACAAGAUGUGAUGAGUGAGGACUAAUACUUGCUGUUGCAUUCAGAUCAUGAGAUGGCAGGAAAUUGUAAAAUGUGUAAUGGAUAUGAAAAAGUAGAAUAAAAACUAGGACUGUGUCCUAAUAAAUUAAAAUAUAUUGAAAAUCAGACAGUGGUUCUUAACUUUAUAAGGCAUGGUUCCCUUGAAACUUUAAUGAAAUGUAUAGACCUUUCUAGAAAAAAGUUGGAACUCUAUCUAAGGAAAAUAAUUUGCAUGUAUCAAGAGUUUUAGGGACAUCCAAAAUGUCUUGUGGGAUCCAAUAUGAAAAAUUCCUGUGUCAGAUCUGUUACUUUAUACAGCUAUGUAGCUAUGUUUCUAUCAAGAGAUAAGUAUGCAGCUAAUGUCAUCUAUAAUGAUAUGGAGGGAAACCUACUUGUCGGAGUAUCACUGUCCAAAUUCUAAUAGCUAUGAGAUAAAAGUAUACCAGUGUUACAUUAUUCACUAAGAAAUUUGUUAACUUAUAAAGUAAUACACUUUCAAAUUUUCACCACCCACUUCUUCCUUCUCCUUAUUGAAACUUCAGCUUAUUUUCUGAUGCUCAUAUGACUGUAAAUACAAUAUUUAAUAACUCUUUCAUUUAAAAAAAGUAGAAACAAUUUCUUGAUUUUGUGUGCUCAUUUUCAAUAGUGUUAGGGGAGGAGUUAGACCUCACAACUUAAAAAAAUACAUAUUUUUAUUUUGUUUUGUUGGUCUGAGUCAUAUUGGAAUUUUUUAAUACUUCAGGGUAUCAUGUUCUGUUCUGAUAAUGUGGAAUAUAAAUAUUUAAAUAAAUUUAUGGUGGAACCAAGUAUUCUGGAGGUCUUCAAAACGUCUCUUGGCUGAUAUUUACCAGCUUUGAUAUCUAAGAUAUGGACAAAAUCUGGAAUCAGUUUAUUAGCUGGAAUCAUUCUGCUGUGUCAUCAGCAUUAGAUCAACAUCCUGGGUUACUGGAAAAUACAUGAAGGAUUGAAUCUUGCUUCAGUAUUCAUAUGGCAUAGUCUGAAUGUGCUACCUGGAAUUACACCAUUUACUCCUCCAGUGUCCCAGAUGUUGAUAAGUAAAAGCUAUUUUGAGUUAAUGUAUGUUGCAUAUACAGAGAUUUCAAGACAUUUACUCAAUAAGUGCUAAAUACAUAUGGAGUGUUGCUGAUCUAAUGUGCAAUAGAACCCCCCUGUAAUCAGUUAUUCAUUGACACACUAGUAUUUUACUAUUUGUAUUAUUUUAAAUUUGAAAACAGUUAAACAAUUCAAAAAUUGAGAAAAAAGAGGCUUUCUUAAAAAUGUGUGGAAAGUUUCUCUGUGGGUUUCAUAGACAAUUUGAUUUUUGAGAUUCUCAGGCUGCUUAUUUUGAUCCUUGAAAAAAAAAUCUCCCUCAUGAUUCAAUCAAUUUGAUGAUGAAGUGCUGCUGUCUACUGCUUUAUAUGUAAAAGGGAACUUAUUACCUUCUUGUAAGGGUAUUUUUAUAUGUGUUUCUACAUAAUCAAAUGAUCUUCUGUAAAAUUAGUAUCUACAUGACCCAAUAGGCUUAAAAAUAAAAUUAUUGACUUCUCUGUUUGCAACGUUAAUUUUCCCACAGCACUAUGUACCUUUCAAUUUCAAAGAUUCUGCCUUUUCUAGCUGAUUUUCUCCUCAGAAAUGUUUUGUUUGCGUAUUAAUUAAAGCUGGUUGUUACAUGUAGUAAAUAAAAUAGACAAAAGAAAAGGGAGACAUGUUAGUGAAAGAAUUACAUACAAUCAUUGUUACAUCAUUUAAGGUGUAACUAGUGAAGUUUAAAAGCAAACUAAACUGAAGGAUGUUAUCUAUCAGUACAGCAGUUGCUUAUGGCAUACAAAGCAAAAAUUAAUUCAGCUAUUUAAUCUUUUUUUUUUUUUUUUGACAGGCAGAGUGGAUAGUGAGAGAGAGAGACAGAGAGAAAGGUCUUCCUUUUGCCGUUGGUUCACCCUCCAAUGGCCGCCACAGCUGGCGUGCUGCGGCCAGUGCACCACGCUAAUCCAAUGGCAGGAGCCAGGUGCUUCUCCUGGUCUCCUAUGGAGUGCAGGGCCCAAGCACUUGGGCCAUCCUCCACUGCACUCCCGGGCCACAGCAGAGAGCUGUCCUGGAAGAGAGGCAACCGGGACAGAAUCUGGUGCCCUGACUGGGACUAGAACCCCGUGUGCCGGCACCGCAAGGUGGAGGAUUAGCCUAUUGAGCCGCGGCACUGGCCUAGCUAUUUAAUCUUAAGAAUAACAUUGCAGUUAAAAACCUUUGACUUUAAUAGCAUUAUAUAUAUAUAAGUAGCUGAAGUAACAUUCCAGUAAUUUUAAUCUAACACUUGUUAGAUUAAAAAAACAUUAUUACCGUAAUAAGACUGUAGAAUUUGUAAUUAUUGCUAUUUUUCAUUUUUAAUAAAAGGUAAUGUAUCUUUAUUUUCUUAGAAAAUGAAAAACAUUCAUUGGUGUACUUUAUUUUUUAAAUUUUUAUAUUACCAUUAAGAGAACAGUUUCCUGUAUUUCAAAGAUAAAUUCAAAGAACUAAAGACUAAAGGAUACUUCCUCACUCCUCCUUUUUUCCUUUUUUCUUUUAAUUUUUGCAAUAACAUAUUUUCAAUUUAUUUUAUUUUAUUUUGCAUUAAGAAUGCUUUAUUUAUCUUAAAGUAUGUACAACAUUGCCAUACAAUGGAAACAUUUACACUGUAUCUACAAAACUUGACUUUGCUAUAAUAAACACUGUAUUUCUGUAAAGAGACCCUGAAAAUUCCAAUUUACUUUAUAAUAACAGGCUUAGUACUCCACUAAAUAUAGUGUUCAACAAGUAAAAAGUAGAAAAUACACAUGAAUCUUUGUACAGAUCUUUUAAAAUGUGCCAAUAUUUUCUUUGCAUAUAUUAAAUGAAAGAUUAUAAUUA